Drosophila yakuba is the source of this 6010-nucleotide messenger RNA. Its product is annotated as protein FAM102A. The transcript has 10 exons. Bases 466 to 3675 code for a protein of 1069 amino acids. NCBI's taxonomy places the organism in Eukaryota, Metazoa, Arthropoda, Insecta, Diptera, Drosophilidae. The record is from RefSeq and is a predicted model, not a curated record.
UACUGUACACUGUGGUCACACUGGCUCGGUCGUGGGUGGCGCAUCAUCGUUAUUCUGUUGCUAAUUAAACAAGUGCAAAACUACUUUUUUCAGCAGUGGAGGAAAGUUAAGAUUGCAAGAAAACAGACGCUAAGAAAGGCAGUCGAUAUUAUUGUUGCUGCGAUUGGUAAGCAGCGUCGUUCGAGUGCGUGAGGUGACACAUUUUACUGCUCGAAUACAAAGUCGGCAAUGAAAGCAAUAUCAAAGAAAGCAGCCCAAAAAAAAAGGAUAAAUAAAAAAUUCUAGAAAGUGCAGGAGAGCUACAACUACUAAAGGUAUCGUUAACGAUUCUAUAACCGUUAUAACCUAUAAGGUCAAUCAACUGAUUCAAAAGCUAAGUUUGUGCGGUUUUGCUCAACCGCUGAGGGCUUUCCAUUCAUUUUGUGGUAGAAACGAGAAUAAACUUACUUUGUUGGUCGGAAAUUAAUGACACUUCUUGGGCCUAGCGCCCCUGGCAUGGCCUUUAUGAUGAAAAAGAAGAAGUACAAGUUUAACGUUGAAGUGCAGCUGCAGGAUUUGGUAGAGGUGGCCCUUGUCAAUGAGGUGCUGUUCGCAAAGAUAAGGUUGCUCGAUGGAGGUUCCUUUCAGGAGUACAGUAGUCGCGAGGAAGUGCGUAACCAUCGAGUAGAAUGGAACCGCAGCUUUGAGUUCCCUUGCAAGAUGAGUGCGAAUGCCUCAACCGGCGUUUUAGAUCCCUGUCACCUGCGUAUAUCAAUACGCAAGGAAAUGAAGGGCGGCCGAAGCUACUAUAAGCUUGGAUUUAUCGACCUCAAUCUGGCCGAAUUUGCCGGCGCCGGCCUCACCUCCCGUCGGUUUCUUUUGGAGGGCUAUGACUCAAGACAUCGCCUAGACAACUCGAUGUUGCGAGUGAGCAUCAAGAUGCAUAUGCUUAGCGGUGAUAUUCUGUUCAAAGCUCCCACGCCAAAUCUAAAAAGCAAGCAGAGCAAGCCUUCAAUGGAUGAUUUUGCCAAUGCCGCCACUGGAGUAGGCCUGCAAGCACCGACAGCUACCGCUCUGUCCAGUAUAGGUAGUGGAAGCGGUGUGGCAUCUGCUCCAUUGGGUGGUAGUGGAGCCACUUUGGGCGGCAUCCCCGGCAAUCAGUCGCUACCCGGAACGCGACCCGUUUCCACCACAAAGGAGGAGGUAAUACUUACAGAUAUCGAUAGCCAGGCUUUGAUAGCAGCUAUUGUGACUGACUCCGGCUUAUCGGAGUCCUCGGAAUCGGGGGUAACGUUGACCACGGAUAAUCUCCAGCAGCAUGCCUCAGUUGUGGUAGCUAAUCCUAUUAGUCCUGUUACCCAGCCACUCCCGGUACUGGGAAUCAUUGGCAGUAACAACUACGGAACAACAGGAGGGUGUAUUGGAUUUUCCGGUGCCGGCAACGCUACCCUCAUAGAAAUGGGUCAUUCAAGAAAUUCCAGUAAUACUAGUCAAAUGUCAAAAGGAUCGGGUUAUAGUAGUUUUUCGCACAGUCAACACUCAAGGCAAAGUUCUGAAGGUGAUUCGGGACAUGCUAGUCGCUUUAGAAAAUCCGUUUCUCUACUUAAUAGACUCAAUCAGAGAGCAAUUAAUGCCAUGAAAUUGAAUAUACCACGCAGCCGACCGCACGGCCAGAAGGGAGAUGAGCAUCAACCAUGUAACAGAUUGCCAGUGGUAACAGCCAAAAGCCAUCGUGUUCAUACUCAUCUCAGUCUCAGCACCACUGUUGAAUACACUAGCGAUGAACAGCUUUACCAGACUCCAAACGCCACCAUGACCAACUCUCAAAAGUUGGCCUUUGAGGACUUCCGCACUCCGAUGGCAGAACAUGCAGCUCCGUUCUUUCAACCGAUGGGAGCUUGCUGUAGUGGUACUCCCAGCUCUACAUAUCGUAGUGCAGGAACUCCGUCCACCGCUACGCAAUAUUAUGACAGUGGAGAGGCGAGCGAUUCAGACGAGUGUCUUAACGACGACUCAGGCGACAACGAUUCUGGCCUGGAGGAAAAUUUUCAUACGCCCCGUGUGGCCAAGAUUAAGUCGAUGGAGAAUCUCUCCAUUCUGGAGAUGGAGUUUCACAAGGCUUCUAUGGAACUGGACCGCAAUUCACCUCGCCGUCUUAAGCAACUGGCUGAAAAUGCGCAGAUCCCCAAGAUGAAGUCGCUAAACAACCUCUGUUUUGACCACUACGCUGAGCAGUCGGUUCGCGAAGAGUUUCAGCGCAUGCACGAACAAUCGCUUGAGGAGCGAAUGCGCUUCCAACAGCACCAUCAAUUACGAAAGAACUCCAACACAUCGAACGGGUCAGCGACAAAGAUAUACGUAAAGCAUUUAAGCCACCAGAAUCAUCAUCACAUUAAAGUCGGUAACGCCAAGUUCAUCGGGCAGGACGGCAACGAUAGUCCGCAAUCGAUGCAUUAUCCCAUUCAGAAGAUGCGAUCAAUGGGUACAAUACAGGACAUUGUGAGCGACCGCAUUAGGCCUGAUCCGUUUCUCACUCCAACUACCGAGCGAAAGCCUAAUUUCUCACGUCUCGUCCAGUCUGCAGAGAAGCCGGUGCUGGGCAGCAGCUACGUCAACCGUCUACUUACCUACGAUGUCGUGGACUCGCCGUCAGAGCCGUUUAACAGCUCAGUGUCCUUUGUGUCGCGUACCCCCUUUCAGAGAGCAUAUCGGCGCAACAUACAGCAAGGCAGCUCUUCGACGCCUCUGGCUACUCAGGAUUCGUUCACCGUGCGGCCACAUUCCACAAAUGCUGCCUAUGAACUAAUGAGAAACUUCAGUGGAGUUCCUCGUCGGCUCUUUGAUGGCAAUAGCACACCCGCGGGCCAGAUCAGCAACAUAGGUACUGUCAGCAGCAACAGACAGCAUCAGUCCAGUGCUACAGGAGUUAACAGUUUCGUUGGAUCCAAUUCAUCGCCUUGUGGAACUUUGGCCAGUAUACACUCAAGCCAUUCUGCCUCCUCAUCAAAUGGCAGCAACAGCAGCAGCAGCGGAGCAGUCAUUACCUUCCAAUGUAACCCAGACAGUGGACAGGACACAGUGGACUCAGCAAACCAUCAACCACAGAUGACAGAGGGAUCGUCUAACGGUCAUGGUAGCAGCCCCCGGUUAGGCAACGUCAUGUCAGGCGAUGCCAUUAGCUCGAUGGCCGGCAGUCCCACAGACGCUUGUAGCAUCCGUUCUAAUCCGUCGGCCGCCUCACUUCUUCUUUCCACCUCGGCAGCUGCAGCAGAGGCUUCUGCAUUGGCCUCGGCAACUAUGUCCGUUUCAGGAGCAACACUUUCACCUCUAGCCACCACCCAAAUCAUUCGCCGCCCCAGCAUCACAAUGAUGAAUCCCAGCUCGGGUUCGUUAGUUAUUAGUGAGACGGGAUCUCUAGAUCGGACGAAAAGCAGCGGUGAGAAGCGCAAAAAAGGUGCGCUCGAUGACGGGCCGCGUGUUUCCGACAGAGUGGAGGAGACACGGGUCAAUCCGGACUCGUUAAUUGAUGAGAUUUUAAAGGAUACUAAACUCGAUCAGCUGGAGGAGUCCGCAGAAACAUCAGGUCUUCAACUGUACAUCGCUCGUGAUGGAACCGCCUCCCUGGGUGGACACGAGGUUAAAUCAAGCGUACGAGCGGGCGCCCUAAAGCAGGUGGUUAUGCAGGAUAGAAGAUAGUAGUAUCCGAGACUCACAGCUCCUUUUUACAAUUAAUUAGAAGAACUAUACGAAACAGUUCGCGUUACGAACAUGUUUAUAUACAAACUAAAGUGAGAAUUCAAAUACGCUAUAUAUGAAUAUAUAAAAUGUUUGUCGGAACUACACUGCUAUAAAUGUAAUUAACACAUAUGUGUUUAUAAACAAACACGCAUGUAUGUUAUAGAUUUGUUAACAGGCGUAACUUGUCUAGUUGUAUUUGCAAGUGUUGUGAAUCAGGAAAACAACCGUUAACAAUUAGGAAACCAAAAAUGAAAUUCAUAAAACUGCACUCUAUAUAUGCAUAAAAAAUUACUCGCAAUGGAAUACGAUAAAUAAGAAGUUUUAAAUUUUGUUUUCGAAUAUAAAAUAUUAUGUUUUGCUUCCAUCAAUAUGUCCAGCCUCAAGGCAUUUAUAAAUACAUAUAUUAAAAAUUUAUAGAAUAAAUAACGCAGUCAUGUUAAACAAAAGGCUUCAAAAUUAAAACCCCGAAUUUUAAGUCAUCGAAAUACAGCGCAAUCAAAAACUAAAUAACCACAACUAGUUUUCCCAAUUCAGCCCAUUAUAUGAAUUUUUUUGAUAACAUACACAAUAAUUAAUCAAUGUUCACAGAUACAUAACUUUACAUUUUAAAUUCAACAUUGUUGUAGAUUUGUAACUGGUAUUCUCGUUUUAUUCUUUAUUUAAAACUUCCGAAAAUCGAUAAGGCAAAUGGUGAAUAAAUUUGCAAAAAAUUGUUUAAGAAUUUUGAUGUAAAAAAUCAUAAUAAACAAUACUUUUAAAUCAAUCGAAAAACCUGUUAGAUGGGAACACAAAUAAUACAAAUAGUUAUUACCUAAAGCUUUUGUUAAAAUAAUUUGUGUACAAUUAUGUAGUUUUUUUAACAAUUUGUAAGGGGAGAACUUGAAUAGCUCCAUAUUAGUUUCUUUAAAUUGUAUAUGGAAAAAAACAGAUAAAUAAAAAAUGGAUACAUAUACAUACAUGGUUGAUAACUGUCAAAUGUCUAGAGUUGGGCAAAUGUUGUUGGUUGUUUAAACAAACAUGCUAAUAGGUGAUUAAUUUCGAUAAUUUUAAAAAUGGUUUAUUCAUUCAGUUACAGUUAAAAUUUAAACAUUGUGAAAGUUGGGCAAGGACGUAGUCCAUAGAUUUGCGCAUAAAUCGUUCGUACUAUUCCGAGUAAAGAUGAGUGCGAACGCUGUGCGACAGUCGCGGAAAAAAUAUCAUUGUAGUAAUAGGUGUAACAAGCGCUUCGGCCUUGGGUUGUUGAGUUCAAAACACUCUCGGGAUUUUGGAAAUAUGCGCUUCUAUACCUAUACCAGAAGCCAAUGAUGCAAUAAUUUCUGUUGUGAAAACAGCACACAAUUUUUUGACCUCGGUAAUAAAUAAAAAAAAACGGUAACCAUGUUUUCGUAAAGUGUCUGACCACCAAUGCAUCUAUUUGCAAAGAUUUUUCUUUGCUCUCUUAUAAAAACCGACGCCAAUACUCAUAAAAUACGACUAAUUAAGGAAUACCCAGAGUUUUCUGCAAAUGUACACUGCGUGUCAUCAGAUUAGCGGCUCCUGCUUGUUUCCGUUUCUUAUGUUCUGUAUUUUCCACUUGCACGAAAAUUCGGCAAUGUUGUAGAUGUUUGUACCCUGAUAUUCCCUCUCUUUUUGAGAAUAAAAAAGAUAAGCGCCCCCAAUGCAGUUUAUAUUAUCUUCGAUAAUUUAAAAGGUAGGACAACUAAAUUUUGUAUGCUGUUAAAUUAAAAAGUUUUCUCUAAUUUAGCGCAAAAAUGGGAAGAGGAACGGUGUUAUCCAAAAUCAUAGCUUUCUUUUCAUAAAAUUGCAGAAAAACUGACAGACAUCGCAAAAGUAUUGCCAACUUUAUUUAAAACAAGGAAACUUAUGGAAAAAACUAUAAAGGUGGCAAUAACCGUGUCGUUACCGCGGCAGAUCGCAGGUCCAAACUUCCAAUAGCCUCCAAUUCCCACGACUCCUCCGCCAAAAUUCGAGAAAAAGUGGUGUAAGUUAACUUCGCAAAGCUUGCUACCUAAAAACAAAAUGCGAGCAACAAAGUGGCGAAUGCACCCAUCGGUCAGCGGCCCGACAUCCGUUACACUUGCACAACAUAGCCACGUUUGCUGGCCUAGCUUCUGCACCAUUUAUUUCCUCCAGCGAGCCGAAUUCGUAAGAAUCUGAAGUGCAAGCGAUCACACCACCAACUUCAGCUGCGCUGCCUCUGCCAAAUUGAAGCUUUCGUUAGGGCAGAAUUAAUUUAAGCAAAUCAGUCUCAUACAUAAUCUUUCAAAAUAAAGUAACACCUAAUACAAUUUAA